This is a messenger RNA of Papaver somniferum (opium poppy), 1292 nucleotides long. RefSeq lists its product as uncharacterized. The transcript has 7 exons. The record is from RefSeq and is a predicted model, not a curated record. The coding region runs from base 465 to 959 and encodes 164 amino acids. Lineage: Eukaryota; Viridiplantae; Streptophyta; Magnoliopsida; Ranunculales; Papaveraceae.
UUAUAAAGGACGAUGGUGCAUGUUACAUUUGGAGUAUCAUUUAUUAUAGAGUUAAUCAUCUUUUGAAUGCGAAACCGUUUCUGUGUCAUAAUAAUGAAACGUCUUUUGCCCUAAUCGGCUAAUCUCUUUCAUAAUUAAAAGUCCUCCCAGAUUUUCAUCUAUAGCACAACUCUAUUAUUCCUGGUAUGAUUUACUGAUAUUUGUUAUGAUUAACAAAAUUGUUUUUAUUUUUGACGACGCUUUCCAAGAUUCCAAAGCCCUAGGUUGUGUUUUUUUGUGCUACUCGAAUCCAUGGCUUCUAUGUAGCAUUUACAAGGGGGUUGCUAAGGUAACACAUAUGGUGCUGCAACUAUUGUGAACUUUAGUGUAUUGUUCGAUAGACUCUGUGGUUACCGCCAGGCCACUAACCAGAAAAAACCUCCAAGAAUUUUUGAUGGCAAGAUGGGACCCAAACUUGAUAAUUUAUGAUCUCCAAAGGUGUAGGAACUGCAGCAAUGGAUUUGAACAACUUACAUUUCUCAUUUAGCCAUUUUUUCUUGACACUGAGGUCGAAAGAGUAUGUCCAGGAUACAGUUUGCAGAGCCUUUACUACUAAAAUCAUUCAUGAGAGUGGAUGGCAUUAUCUGGGUUGCAGUGUCGAAAGUAGUGGUGGAAGGUGGUGCAAUAGGUAUCUGAUUCACUUUGAAGUCAUGGACCACAACGGCACUCCUGCUAUAUUUGGGGCAUUUGGCUCUAUUGGUCAGACGAUUAUUGGCCGCCCAGAUGGUUUUCCUGUCAAAGACAUGGGAAAGGCCCCGGUCAUUGCGGCCUUCAAGAAGAUUAUAAAUGUCGAGCUUGGUUAUCAGAUUGUUAAGUAUUCCUUUAAUGCAAAUCCAAAUGUUGCUCAAAGCUUCAUCGUCAUGAAUAUCCAUCUCAUCACUCAAAGCUUUAUGAGAAGGUUUAGCAUUCGAAUGAGUUGAUAGAUCCUAGAGUGUAAGUUGCAUUAGAGUUUCUUAUUUUAUAUUCGUACGUUGAUGUAGUAAAUGUUGGCUAAACAGCUUAUUCUUCUAGGAUGUGUUUGUGUCGGCUUAAUCAUCCAUGAUAGUGCCAUUUUAGAUCUACAGGAUGUUUGAUAGUAGUGGUAAUCCCAAAUUUGGUUGUCUUUUAUUUCUAAAAAAUGUUUCGGGUUUCCUUUUGGGUACCACUUGAAGUUGACAUCCAUCUGUGAAUAGCUAUUAGGAGUAUUUGCUAAAUGUUGAUUGUAGUCGUGGUCAAAUAUCCAAAGGAUCCCACUAAAUUAGUGGUUUUAGAAA